Messenger RNA from Colletotrichum siamense, 732 nucleotides. RefSeq lists its product as uncharacterized. Lineage: Eukaryota; Fungi; Ascomycota; Sordariomycetes; Glomerellales; Glomerellaceae. The transcript has a single exon. The record is from RefSeq and is a predicted model, not a curated record. Bases 1 to 732 code for a protein of 243 amino acids.
AUGGCACGCCAGGCCAACGUCGCCGCCUCCUCGGGAGCUGCCGCCUCAGCCGGCGGCGCCGGUGCCAUUGACCCCCGCGAUCGCAUCAUGUCGCACAUGAACCGCGACCACAAGCGCGAACUUUCCUACUACCUGCAGCACUUCGCUGGUCUUGGACGCGGCGCUGCCUCGUCUCCGUGGAUGAAGGACGUCUCUUUUGAGGGCAUGACCAUUGCUGCUGGUGGCCUUGGCGGAAAAGAGUACUUUGUUGCCUUUAACCCGGCGUUGACCUCGUGGGAGGAGGUGCGCCCCGCCGUCGUCGACAUGGCGCGUGUGUCGAGGGAGGCCCUUGGCUACAGCGACAUUACCGUCUCGCACUUUGAGGCCUCUUCGGGAUUCGCCUUGAUAGUAGGCAUUUCGGUCGCCUUCUAUUUCGUCUGCUACCUGACGCUGGGCUUCGUCUUGCCCGGCCGACCGAUUUGGGGUUUCCUGCAGACGGUGUUUCCCGGUGGCCCGUUGUUUUAUCGCUGGCUCGUCAAGACCAUCUUCUUUCCUGUCUUGGGAAUCCAUCUCACCGAGUGCUGGUGGUUCCACAGGACUCGUCUGGUGAAGCACGGCAUCGAGCCUGGCUCCAGUGUUUGGUGGCAGUGGGUUAGCAGCCUGUUUUUUGAGGGUUACCCUGGCUUCCAGAGGUUUGAUGCCCUCGUCGCGGCGAAGAGGAAGGAGCAGGCGGAGGCGGGCAAGAGCCACUGA